Molecule: messenger RNA, 5442 nt
Organism: Acinonyx jubatus (cheetah)
Lineage: Eukaryota; Metazoa; Chordata; Mammalia; Carnivora; Felidae
Gene: CEMIP
Product: cell migration inducing hyaluronidase 1
Exons: 29
Coding region: 1369-5442 (1357 amino acids)
Source: RefSeq, a predicted model, not a curated record
CCCGGUUAGGUGCCGCUUCUUCUCGACCCCGAGAGGCCGGGGCGGCAGCAGGAUGGCAGAAACACUCCUGUUCUGGAAAACGGAGUAGGAUAUCGCCGGCUCGGGGCCAUCGGGCAGCGGUCGGCCAGCUCUGGCCAGCGGCCUCCUGUGGAAACCCCCAGCGCCAUCGGCCAACGCGCUCUUCCCGGGUCUUUGGCAGCUGGGAGCCGGGUCGAGACCGAGUCUGGCCAGCCGGAGAGGCCGAAUCUCCGCUCUCGUCGCCAGAAAGCUUUUAGUGGCCCACGGAGAAAGCUGUCCCCCGUUGGUGAAUUCCCCAGUGAGAUCAGAGAAAGUCUGGGGCUUUGCUUCAACAGAAUGCUUCUCGGGGUCUCUGUUCGCGGCCACUGCGGAGAGAGAAAGUGCAGAGGCCCCUCGGACCCCAGCAAUGUGGGGUUCCCCUCUCCAGGCACGACGUCUGUGCGUCCAGGGGUCAGACAGAGACACGGCACAGGUCUCCUUAAUGUUGGGGAAAAGAGAUUUUGAGCGCGAUUCCCCGCCCCCCCCCCCCCCCCCCACCGCCAAGUGGAAUUGUUUUCACGCCCAUCCAGAAAGCGAUUGUUUUGUUUCUUUGGUCUUUGAAAUGAACUAUGGUGCGAUCAGAAGACGUCAGAGCUACAGCUGGACGCAAACUUCCACUCUGCCCACGGGAAAUCUGAGGCCACCGAAGGAGAUGCUUUCCUGAGGGGCCCCUGGCAGCUGGGCCAGAAGGGGUGCCCGCACCCAGACUGCCUCCCAUACCCGUCACCACCAGCCUUGGUGCCUGUCCCCUCCCUUCACCCGGCCGAUGGCCCCAAGGUGCAGGCCCCUUCAGAGGAGCCGACGACGACCUGGGCCUUCUCAGCAACAGACGGCACGCUUCCUCUGGGUUUUCUAAACCGAUGAAGAGUUGGAACGGGGCUGUGGCCGUCCCCGGAGGGCCAUGCAGCCCUCCCGUCCCCGGGGCCCCCUCCUUUCUAGCGCAGACACUCCUCCUCUGGGACCAUGGGAAAGGCGCCAUUCCCAGAUGCCGAGAUGCGUCCCUCCAGCAGCCGGCUGAGGCACUAGAAUGAGCCCGUUGUUCUCGAAGACCAGGCCUGGGCCGGGGCGGGAGGAAACCGCGGGCAUUGAAUCUCAGAGUAUCGGUUUCUCCUCCCCCCAACUCAGCUCCCCGCACGCCUGCGAGGGACGGCCAGGCGGAGGGCAGGGGGCUCCGCCUCGGACCCUCCUGCCUGCCCGACUCCCCGAGCUCCCCCAAAGCGCUUGACCUGGAGCCCACAGGCCAGGGUGGGUCAGACUUGUCCCUGAGCGAGUUCAAGGGGAGGAGCCUGUGUUGGGGAGCGUACAGCCAGGAUGGGAGCCGCCAGCAGGCAGGACAGCACCUUCCAGGCGAUGCUGACACUCAGCUGGCUCACCCUGGCCGCGUCCGCAGCAGUGGCGGCCGAGUGCCCCGACCAGAGCCCUGAGCUGCAGCCCUGGAGCCCUGGCCACGACCCGGGCCACCGCGUGCACAUCGGCCGGGGCAGGACACUGCUGCUCACGUCUUCUGCCACGGUGAACUCCAUCCAUGUCUCAGAGGGAGGAAAGCUGGUCAUUAGGGACCAAGACGAGGCGAUCGUCCUGCGUACCCGGCACAUCCUGGUUGACAACGGAGGGGAGAUGCACGCGGGGAGCGCCCUCUGCCCUUACCAGGGCAACUUCAGCAUCGUUCUGUACGGCAGGGCCGACGAAGGCAUUCAGCCGGACCCCUACUUUGGCCUCAAGUACAUCGGGGUCGGCAGAGGAGGCGUCCUUGAGCUACACGGACAGAAGAAGCUCUCCUGGACGUUUCUGAACAAGACCCUUCACCCAGGCGGCAUGCAGGAGGGGGGCUACUUUUUCGAAAGGAGCUGGGGUCACCGUGGAGUCAUCGUGCAUAUCAUCGACCCCAAAUCGGCGACUGUCAUCCACUCCGACCGGUUUGACACCUACAGAUCCAAGAAGGAGAGUGAACGCCUGGUCCAGUACUUGAACGCGGUGCCUGCGGGCAGGAUCCUUUCGGUGGCAGUGAACGACGAGGGGUCCCGGAACCUGGAUGAUGCGGCCAGGAAGGCCAUGACGAAGCUGGGCAGCAAACACUUCCUACACCUUGGAUUCAGACACCCUUGGAGUUUCCUAACUGUGAAAGGAAAUCCCUCUUCUUCCGUCGAAGACCACAUUGAAUAUCACGGGCACCGCGGCUCCGCUGCUGCCCGGGUGUUCAAAGUGUUCCAGACGGAGCACGGUGAGCAUUUCAACGUUUCUUCAUCCAGCGAGUGGGUUCAAGACGUGGAAUGGACGGGGUGGUUCGACCACGACAAAGUGCCGCAGACUAAAGGUGGGGAGAAAAUUUCAGACCUCCGGGCGGCUCACCCGGGAAAAAUCUGCAACCGCCCCAUCGAUAUACAGGCCACUACGCUGGACGGCGCUAACCUCACCGCCGAGGUUGUCCACAAAAAGGGCCAGGAUUACAGGUUUGCCUGCUACGACCGGGGCCGCCCCUGCCACGGCUACCGCGUGCGGUUCCUCUGCGGGAAGCCUGUGAGACCCAGACUCGCCGUCACCAUUGACACCAACGUGAACAGCACCAUCCUGAACCUGGAGGACGAUGUGCGGUCGUGGAAACCCGGAGACACGCUGGUCGUCGCCAGCACCGAUUACUCCAUGUACCAGGCAGAAGAGUUCCAGGUGCUCCCCUGCAGAGCCUGUGCCUCCAACCAGGUCAAGGUGGCAGGGAAGCCCCUGUACCUGCACAUCGGGGAGGAGAUCGACGGUGUGGACAUGCGGGCGGAGGUUGGGCUCCUGAGCCGGAACAUCGUGGUGAUGGGGGAGAUGGAGGACCGGUGUUACCCCUACAGCAACCACAUCUGCAGCUUCUUUGACUUCGAUACCUUUGGGGGCCACAUUAAGUUCGCGCUGGGCUUUAAGGCGGCCCACCUGGAGGGCGUAGAGCUGAAGCACAUGGGGCAGCAGCUGGUGGGGCAGUACCCCAUUCACUUCCACCUGGCGGGCGACGUGGACGGACGGGGAGGCUAUGACCCACCCACCUACGUCCGGGAGCUCUCCAUCCACCACACGUUCUCGCGCUGCGUCACCGUGCACGGCUCCAACGGCCUGCUGGUCAAGGACGUGGUGGGCUAUAACUCCCUGGGCCACUGCUUCUUCACGGAGGACGGGCCGGAGGAACGCAACACCUUUGACCACUGUCUGGGCCUCCUGGUCAAGUCUGGGACCCUCCUCCCCUCCGACCGGGACAGCAAGAUGUGCAGGAUGAUCACGGAAGACUCGUACCCGGGCUACGUCCCCAAGCCCCGGCAGGACUGCAACGCAGUGUCCACCUUCUGGAUGGCCAACCCCAACAACAACCUCAUCAACUGUGCGGCCGCGGGCUCCGAGGAAACCGGAUUCUGGUUCAUUUUUCACCACGUUCCGACGGGCCCAUCAGUGGGAACGUACUCGCCAGGUUACUCCGAGCACAUCCCGCUGGGAAGGUUCCACAAUAACCGAGCACACUCCAACUACCGCGCUGGCAUGAUCAUUGACAACGGGGUCAAAACUACGGAGGCCUCUGCCAAGGACAAGCGGCCCUUCCUGUCCAUCAUCUCUGCCAGGUACAGCCCUCACCAGGAUGCCGACCCGCUGAAGCCCCGGGAGCCGGCCAUCAUCAAACACUUCACGGCCUACAAGAACCAGGACCACGGGGCCUGGCUGCGCGGCGGGGACGUGUGGCUGGACAGCUGCCGGUUCGCUGAUAAUGGCAUCGGCCUGACCCUGGCCAGCGGCGGGACCUUCCCGUAUGAUGAUGGCUCCAAGCAGGAGAUCAAGAACAGCCUGUUCGUCGGCGAGAGUGGCAACGUGGGGACGGAGAUGAUGGACAACAGGAUCUGGGGCCCCGGUGGCCUGGACCACAGCGGGAGGACCCUCCCUAUAGGCCAGAAUUUUCCGAUCCGAGGAAUUCAGUUCUAUGACGGCCCCAUCAACAUCCAGAACUGCACCUUCCGCAAGUUUGUGGCCCUGGAGGGCCGGCACACCAGUGCCCUGGCCUUCCGGCUGAACAACGCCUGGCAGAGCUGCCCCCAUAACAAUGUGACCAACAUUGCCUUUGAGGAUGUCCCGAUUACUUCCAGAGUGUUCUUCGGAGAGCCGGGGCCCUGGUUCAACCAGCUGGACAUGGAUGGGGAUAAGACGUCCGUGUUCCAUGAUGUCGACGGCUCUGUGUCCGAGUACCCGGGGUCCUACCUCACCAAGGACGACAACUGGCUGGUCCGGCACCCGGACUGCAUCAACGUCCCCGACUGGAGAGGGGCCAUCUGCAGCGGGCGCUACGCACAGAUGUACAUUCAGGCCUACAAGACCAGCAACCUACGGAUGAAGAUCAUCAAGAACGACUUCCCCAGCCGCCCCCUCCACCUAGAGGGGGCCCUGGCCCGCAGCACCCAUUACCAGCAGUACCAGCCGGUGGUCGCCCUGCAGAAGGGCUACACCGUGCACUGGGACCAGCCGGCGCCCGCCGAGCUGGCCAUCUGGCUCAUCAACUUCAACAAGGGCGACUGGAUCCGAGUGGGGUUCUGCUACCCCCGCGGCACGUCCUUCUCCAUUCUCUCCGACGUGCACAACCGCCUGCUGAAGCAGACAUCCAAGACGGGCACCUUCGUGCGGACCCUCCAGAUGGACAAGGUGGAACAGAGCUUUACGGGCAGGGGCCACUACUACUGGGACGAGGACUCAGGGCUGUUGUUCCUGAAGCUGAGAGCCCAGAACGAGAGGGAGAGGUUUGCCUUCUGCUCCGUGAGAGGCUGCGAGCGAAUCAGGAUCAAGGCCCUGAUCCCCAAGAACGCGGGCGUCAGCGACUGCACGGCCACCGCCUACCCCAGGUUCGCCGAGAGAGCUGUGGUGGACGUGCCGAUGCCCAGGAAGCUCCGUGGUGCCCAGCUGAAGACAAAGGACCGCUUCCUGGAGGUGAAGAUGGAGAGUUCCAGGCAGCGUUUCUUUCACCUCCUGAGCGACGUGGCUUACAUUGAAGUGGACGGGACGAGGUACCCCAGCUCCGAGGACGGCAUCCAGAUGGUGGCGAUCGACGGCAGCCGCGGGCACGUGGUGAGCCACACGAGCUUCAGCAGCACCAUGCUGCAGGGCGUCCCGUGGCAGCUGUUCAGUCACGUGGCGGCCAUCCCCGACAACUCCAUUGUGCUCGUGGUGUCGAAGGGACGAUACACGUCCAAGGGCCUGUGGACCAGAGUGCUGGAAAAGCUCGGCGCAGAUAAGAGCCUCAGGUUGAAAGAGAAAAUGGCGUUCGUUGGCUUCAAAGGGAGCUUCCGGCCCACCUGGGUGACUCUGGACACCGAGGACCACGGUGCCAAAAUCUUCCAAGUGGUGCCCAUCCCCGUGGUGAGGAAGAAGAAACUGUGA